AUUUUUCCCAUAGCGGUCACUGACAACGAAGGUGGGUUUAGUUUUUUUUUUUUUUUUUUUUCCUGAGUGGGAGGAUUCAGGAUGUCAGCCAAGAUGUGACAGAAGCGAUGGGACGCUGAGAGUGUAAAGUAAGGAGUACAGCACGACGGGAACAGUAAAGUUGAUCUAGAGGCAGGAAAAUAAAAUAAAAAAUCACGUCAAAUGGCACAGACAGAGUAUUCUGACCUUGAGAAGGCCAUUAACACCUUGGUCUCAAACUUCCAUGCGGCUUCUUCUGAUAAUCGGCCUACGCUGAAGGCAGAUGAGUUCAAGAACCUUCUCUCCUCCCAGAUGCCAAACUUAGUCAAGUCGGAUCAUUUUGGAGAAGUGCUGAAGCAAAUGGGUGUGAAAGAUGGGGAAGGCAUCAGCUUCAAACACUUCUGGAGCCUGAUCCAGAACUUGGCCACAACCCAGCAUGGUCUGCUGAGCCACGAGAAGUUGUCCAAAUGCACCUGUCUGUUACUAUGAGCCGCAGACUUAGCUGCAUCUACCACUAAGAUCUGGUCUCUCUGCAUCUCUGCAUUUAUCCAGAACCACUCAUCUCCAAACAAAACACUAACUUUCAUUUCUAAACAUUACAAUAAAUUGCUGCCAAAAUAAACAUCAAGAUGUUAUUACCUAAACUCUUAAUUUUUUUUUUUUUUUUUUUUUCACAUUGUCAAGCAUUACAUUGUUUGUCUCUCUUCCAACCAAGUAUCAAGUAAAUUGUAAUGUUAACUAACUACCUAAUAUUCCAUAAUUGAACUGGAGUUCAGUUUGUUUUCACUUGCAACUAAAGUUACAGCUUCCCACACAGUUAUACUUUUAACAUCAAUUGAGUGUUUCUCAAUAAAAAAAAAAAAAGAAAAGAAAGAAAAAUCUAGAGGAUCUGUGGAUUUUCUUUUAUUUUUUUCUUUUGUUAUUAUUAUUAUUAUUAUUAUUUGUUGUGAUAACACUACAUGUAAACUUACUGCCAUAAUAGUUUAAAGUAUGUUCAUUUUUACACACAGACAUGUACUGAGUGGUUUUGGCAAACAAAAACAACAUCAACAUCCAAAAACUUUUAUUUAUAUUUUCUAAUACUGUUUUGUAUGGCCAAAAUUCAAUAACACCCUGAAUUAUUGUUUAAUAAAAUUCACAUUAAACAACA
This is a messenger RNA of Ctenopharyngodon idella (grass carp), 1168 nucleotides long. It is a transcript of the gene s100v2, whose product is annotated as S100 calcium binding protein V2. NCBI's taxonomy places the organism in Eukaryota, Metazoa, Chordata, Actinopteri, Cypriniformes, Xenocyprididae. The transcript has 3 exons. The coding region runs from base 202 to 507 and encodes 101 amino acids. The record is from RefSeq and is a predicted model, not a curated record.